Molecule: messenger RNA, 804 nt
Organism: Metarhizium album ARSEF 1941
Lineage: Eukaryota; Fungi; Ascomycota; Sordariomycetes; Hypocreales; Clavicipitaceae
Exons: 1
Coding region: 1-804 (267 amino acids)
Source: RefSeq, a predicted model, not a curated record
AUGGGGGACAAACUUUCAACUGAGAGCCUCAUCAUUAUUCUGGCGACAACAAUCCCCUCGGUCAUUGUAGCGGCCUUUACCGCUGUUCUGUGCUACCGAGCCCGUCGACGUAGGGCUCGAUUAUUCAACCGAGGCAUCACACCUAUCGACGACGAGGAAAUAGAGUCGUGGAAGAUGGACAGAAAGGGGAGUGAAAAACUUAGUGUCCCAGAGCAAUAUCAGAAAGACCAAGCGAGUCCAAGCAGUCACCGCACCCAUCGGCCACACACGUCGGUUGGAUCUGUCCAAAAGACGACUAGCAUGAUUGUCUAUAAGAGUUCGUCACAGCACUCUUCACGCAUGCCGGAAGACCGGCCGAUGGUGAUGUCUUUGUCUGGCAAAUGGAGCUUUGAGCUGCCUGAAGUCCCUGUUCUUGCCAGGGCGCCGAAUUCUAGGCCUGGCCUCACCGAUGACACCAUUCAAGGAGAGGAUGCAUUUAUUCCCUGCCCAAAGCGUUACCCUUCGAAAAAACUAGCCAAAUCACCACCGCUUACAACUCCUCGACACGGCCGAUCUAAGAGCACGCGGGCGACUGUGACACCCCGUGAGCCCUGGCACAGCCAAAGUCUAGAUCACCAACGGCCACCUCGACGAUCUGCCGACACAUAUCUCUGUACAUUGCCUUCGGGUCACCGAGAGACGGAUGGCGUAUAUUCAUUCCGGGCGACUCCUCCGCAAUCGCCAGUCGAGGACGAUGUCUUCUUCGGGGGCCUCUCGCCUCGUCCCUUGAUUCACAAGUCGGAAAUUGGGCGAGCGAUCGGCUGA